Messenger RNA from Mercurialis annua (annual mercury), 1606 nucleotides. RefSeq names its product methionine aminopeptidase 2B. Gene Ontology annotation, molecular function: metalloaminopeptidase activity. The record is from RefSeq and is a predicted model, not a curated record. The transcript has 12 exons. Bases 128 to 1426 code for a protein of 432 amino acids. Gene Ontology annotation, biological process: proteolysis. NCBI's taxonomy places the organism in Eukaryota, Viridiplantae, Streptophyta, Magnoliopsida, Malpighiales, Euphorbiaceae.
UCUGUAUUUAUUAGGGUGCACUCUAAUAAGGAAGAAGAAGAGGAAAGUUUUUGGUCUUGUUUGCUUGCUUCCUCACCAUUAUCUACCCCUAAAGUUUUGAUCUUUUCUCCAUUACAGUUCUCCAUCAAUGGCGGACGAGAACGUGGAUAAACAAGUUGUUGUUGAGGAAAAUGGAGCUGGAAAAGAAAAUGGGGCAUCAGAGCCUUCAAUAAGCAAUGAUAAUGAGGAGUCCUCGGACCAAUCGUCUGCGGUGCAAAAAGAUGAAGAUGAUGGGAAAGAAGUUAUAAAGAAGAAAAAGAAGAAAAAUAAAAGCAAGAAAAAGAAGGAAUUGCCACAGCAGACAGACCCACCCACUAUUGCCAUUACCGAUCUUUUUCCAUCUGGGGAGUUUCCUGAGGGUGAAAUUCAACAAUACAAAGAUGACAAUUUGUGGAGAGUUACCUCUGAAGAGAAGAGAGAGCUGGAACGUCUUGAAAAGCCCAUCUACAAUUCAGUUCGUCGAGCAGCUGAAGUUCAUCGUCAGGUUCGGAAGUACAUGAAAAGUAUCAUUAAGCCUGGCAUGUUAAUGAUCGACUUAUGUGAGACCUUGGAGAAUACAGUUCGUAAGCUAAUAUCAGAGAAUGGUCUGCAAGCAGGCAUUGCGUUUCCCACUGGAUGUUCUCUGAACUGGGUUGCUGCUCACUGGACCCCGAAUUCAGGGGAUACAACCGUGCUUCAAUAUGAUGAUGUCAUGAAGUUAGAUUUUGGAACACAUGUUGAUGGAUGUAUUGUGGACUGUGCAUUUACAGUAGCAUUCAACCCUAUGUUUGACCCACUACUUGAAGCUUCACGUGAGGCAACCAACACGGGUAUUAAGGAAGCUGGGAUUGAUGUACGUCUUUGUGAUGUUGGUGCUGCCAUACAAGAGGUCAUGGAAUCAUAUGAGGUUGAGAUUAAUGGGAAGGUGUUUCAAGUUAAAAGUAUCAGAAACUUGAAUGGACACAGCAUUGGCCGCUAUCAGAUCCAUGCUGGAAAAUCAGUUCCGAUUGUGAAAGGAGGGGAGCAGACAAAAAUGGAGGAGGGCGAAUUCUACGCCAUCGAAACAUUUGGAUCGACAGGCAAAGGAUAUGUAAGAGAAGACCUAGAGUGUAGCCAUUACAUGAAGAAUUUUGAUGCUGGUCAUGUCCCACUGAGAUUGCCAAGGGCAAAACAACUGCUAGCAACAAUCAAUAAAAACUUCUCCACAUUAGCCUUCUGUAGACGGUAUUUAGACCGUGUAGGGGAGACCAAAUAUUUGAUGGCAUUGAAGAACUUAUGUGAUGCUGGAGUCAUACAGCCUUAUCCUCCUCUGUGUGAUAAUAAGGGCAGCUAUGUAUCCCAAUUUGAGCAUACGAUCUUACUCCGGCCGACCUGCAAGGAAGUUAUAUCAAGAGGGGAUGAUUACUAGAUGAUGAUUUUCUUGAUUGCAUCAUCAUCAUUGUACAAGUUUUAAGUUUAAUCUUAAAUUUUAUCUGUAACUGUCACUGUUGGUUUACCUGAAGUUUCAUUUGUCUUUAUAAAAGCCAAAAAAAAAAGAGGGAGAAUAAUUAAUUUAUUAGUGAUAAAAAAAAUAGUUUUGUUUUGCUAA